GAAAAUAUGACAGGACCGUGACAUUCGUAAGUGGUAGUAGUUCGUACGUUGUCAUUAAAAAUGUUAGAUUUCGAUUUCAUUAGGGAAUACUUUAGUCUACAAAUCAAUGAAGCAAUUUGUUGGUGGUGGUAUUACAUAAAAGAAAUUUCAUGGCAAUUAUUGAUUGCUAUUGUCGCCUAUCUUUGCCUUUGCAUUUGUCUAUAUUCAAUCUUGAAAAAAGUCAGCCACAAUGCGUGGCAGCUUCCAGGUCCACCUGCCAGAGUAUUGUUAGUGACGGCUCAUCCUGAUGAUGAGGUCAUGUUCUUUGGUCCACUGGUAUAUUGGGUCACAAGAUCAAAGGCUAGUGAGAUUUAUCUCCUUUGUCUUACCACCGGUGGACAUAAAAAGAGGAAAGAAGAGUUAUGGAACUGCACAAAAAUAUUAGGGAUACCAGAAGCUAAUGUAACUAUAAUAAUGAGUACAGAGUUACCUGAUGAUCAAAAUGUACAAUGGCCAACAGAAGUAGUGGCGGAAUGUAUUUUACAACAUAUAGAGACUUAUAAAAUCAAUGCAGUCGUAACAUUUGACAAGCAUGGCAUAAGUCGACACAAGAAUCACAUCUCCUUGUACUUUGCCAUAGCUGCAUUAUGCAUUGAAAAGAAAGUACCAUCUUAUUGUAAGCUAUAUGUAUUAGAGUCAGUGAAUAUAAUUAGAAAAUAUGUACAGCUCCUAGAUUUACCAAUUAGCUUAUUAACUGCUUCAUACUGGUAUUUAGUAACAUAUGACCAAAGAAAAACCAUAAGAAAUGCCAUGACUGCACACAAGUCCCAGUAUGUCUGGUUUCGAAAGUUGUACAUGAUAUUUUCGCGGUACACUUUCGUUAAUACCUUCCAAGAAGUAAGUGCUCUCGACCUGGAGUUGGAUCUCCAAUUUUAUGACGAGUAACUUACGCCGAUUCAUACAACUUGUAUAAAUUGUAAUUAAUUGUACAUAAUAAGCAGGAUUUAUCUACUAAUACGCAAUAAAGAAUUUUAG
Dufourea novaeangliae is the source of this 1014-nucleotide messenger RNA. It is a transcript of the gene PIG-L, whose product is annotated as N-acetylglucosaminyl-phosphatidylinositol de-N-acetylase. The transcript has 5 exons. Gene Ontology annotation, molecular function: N-acetylglucosaminylphosphatidylinositol deacetylase activity. Lineage: Eukaryota; Metazoa; Arthropoda; Insecta; Hymenoptera; Halictidae. Gene Ontology annotation, biological process: GPI anchor biosynthetic process. The record is from RefSeq and is a predicted model, not a curated record. Bases 61 to 924 code for a protein of 287 amino acids. Gene Ontology annotation, cellular component: endoplasmic reticulum.